This is a messenger RNA of Bradysia coprophila, 3536 nucleotides long. RefSeq names its product integrator complex subunit 3 (gene IntS3). Gene Ontology annotation, cellular component: cytoplasm. The record is from RefSeq and is a predicted model, not a curated record. NCBI's taxonomy places the organism in Eukaryota, Metazoa, Arthropoda, Insecta, Diptera, Sciaridae.
UUGCCAACAUAAAAAAACUAAAUCCAAUUCACAUUUUACUCUUUUUACUGCUCAAAUUAAUCUUGAAACGUAUGGACUUCACCUCACAUUGGGCAUUUUGAAUGCAUAUAACUUAAGAAAAAUCGAUUUAAUAAUAAUGGAGAUAAGAGUUCCAUUAUUUAAGUUAUUUGCCUAUUCUGUGGUUGAUGUGGUGGACGAAUUUGAAGAGAAAUAUGAGCGAGCAUACCAGAGCUUUCAACAAACAACAGCUGGAUUAUCGGAUAAAGAGUUACAUGAUCGCCUGUCGGGCCUUGUCAGUACCGAGAAGCAACAUGAAGACAUUUCCAUCGCUUUAAGCUAUCAAAUUCUUACCGAUCCGUCGCUAGCACCAAAAUCGUAUCGCGACUUGACAUUGCUCACAAGAGAUGGACUGAAAUUCAUCUCCGGCAGCUGGACGUUUAUGGUAGCCGAAAAGUAUCACAAGUUAACGGACAUCGCUCGACGGCAGUUGUUGUGGCUGUUGCGGGAGCUCGUUAAAAAUCAGGUUACACAUGUGGAGAGUUUGCUGUGGAACAUUUUGCGGCAAGCUAGUGGGGGCGACGUUUCGCAAAAGAAUUUGGCUCUGAUUGAAGGUGUACUGGAUAUUCUAAUCGAACAUCGGUUGUGGCUGGAGAAGCAACCUCCGUUGUUACGAGCGGUUGUUUACACGUACGUGCGAUUGCUUGAAGAUCAUCGAAGUCCGGUGCUGACCGCUCUGCGGAACAAAGAAGUAAAAUUCAUCAUUUCGUUGAUCCGGGAGAAUUUCAAUCAUGUGAUGCCGUUGGGAAGAGACUUUGUCAGGCUUCUUCAAAACGUGGCCAUGAUUCCGGAGUUCGAACAACUGUGGAACGACAUUCUAACAAAUCCAUCGUCGCUGUUGAGCUCAUUCACCGGUGUAUGGGAAUUGUUACAAAUACGAACCAGUCGACGAUACUUGCAAUGUCGACUGACACCGGACGUGGAACGGAAAUUGCAUUUUUUCGCCACGAAUGUGAGAUUCGGUGCGCACAAACGGUAUCAAGACUGGUUCCAAGACAAAUACUUCACGACACCGGAAUCUCAUAGCCUUCGGUCGGACUCGAUCCGUUUCAUCAUAAAUGCCAUUCAUCCGACCAACGAUAUGCUGUCGUCGGACCUGAUUCCACGUUGGGCAAUCAUUGGAUGGCUGAUCACGUCGUGCACCAAUCCGACAGCUCUGGCCAAUGCCAAGUUGGCGCUCUUUUACGAUUGGCUGUUUUUCGAUCCAAAGAAGGACAACAUCAUGAAUAUCGAACCGGGAAUACUGGUUAUGUUCCAUUCCAUUCGUAAUCAUCCGCUGGUCAGCAGUACGCUGCUCGAUUUCCUGUGCCGCAUUAUGAAGAAUUUCUUUCCCCAAUACGAGAGCAAGAUCCGGAAGGGCGUUUACAAUUCGUUGCGGAAGAUUUUGGAGAAACAGGUCAUUCAGAAUCUGGCGCCACUAUUCGAUUCGCCAAAAUUGGACCGCGAAUUGCGGACGAUGAUACGGGAAAACUUUCAAGAAUUUUGUAGCAUAUCCAAUCCGUCGGACGCACAUAAUCAGCAACCAAACAUCACAAAUCCAUACCACAGCCUAGACGAUAAUCGAUUCAUUUCGCAACGCAUUUCUGCUGACAAUGACUGUCGUGCAGACAAUGUGAAUGAAGUCAGUGACACCGAUAAUGAGGCGAAAUUCAGUGACGAUGACGAUGAACGUGAAAAUUGUAUUAAAAAUGACGAAACGGAUGACGAUGACGACCUACCACUGUCGAAAGUCCGAUUAAAAGAGAAACCAAUGCCGGACAAAGUUGAUCUGCCAAAUUCCAUAAGUAGUUCGUUCGACAAAUUCAUCACAGCCAAAACCAGCAGCACAUUGGACUCGUUUUUAAACGAUUUACGAACGUGUUCGUCAUUGGACAGUGAACAGGAGACUUAUGUUGUCGAAAACAUACAAAUUGUGCUAAAAUCAUCACUUCCAUCGGCCAGUAUUUUUCCGGAAUCGAAAAACGAUAAAAACGACGAGAAACUCCUGAACGCUAGCAUCAGUUAUCCGUUGUUUAGCUUAUUUAAGUUGAUGUACCAAUACGAGGAAAAGUUGAAAAAAUGUGUGCAAAGUGUGCUGAAGCAAGUGUUUGCCAAAUCGAACGGUGUUGGUUACAUGUUGCUGUAUUUUCUGAAAGUGCACACCAAACUAUUGGCGCGGAAAAAUUCCAAUGCAAAUGUGUCGUUUAAAUCGAAUUUGUAUAAAAUACUGUGCGACUAUUUGGAAAAGAAACUGGAUGCGUGUCUGGCCAGUGAUCUGGCACUGUUGGAAAGUGAAAGUCCGCACAUAUUUCUGUGGAUCUUGCCGGACAUUUAUCGCGAAUUUAAAACAAUUGUAGUCAAUAACAGUGAUGUGUUACGAACACUCGUCGGUAGUGUCGAUGCAAAGGGAUUGAAAGAUUUAAUUUACAGUGUGACACAGGGCAAAUUGACUUUGUUCAAGAACGAGGGCUUGUUGGAGUGUGUCCGGGAAAGUCUCAAUUAUGAAACAUUUGAACAAUAUUGCUUGUGGCAACUGAUUCAAGCUCACGAUGUACCUUUCAAAUACUUGCAGGAACUUUUACCAGAUUUAGAAUCAUCCAGUCACCAUGAAGCUUUAACAACUAUGCUGUUGAUGUUGAAAAAUGAAGAACCAACAACAGAAUUAAUAAGACUUUUACUCAGUAGAGAAACUAAAUCCAGAGGAGAUCAAUUUGUAACGUCUUCUCUGAGGUACUGGUGCCAACAUUUCGAAGAAAAUUUAUCAGAAAUAAUUGCCAAUUUGCUGACAUCGAAGUAUCCGAAUAGUUCGCCGAACAAAAGGAAACGACCGCCCAAAAGUAAUUCCGUACAAAGUAGUUCACCCACAUCGGACCAGCUUCUGAGUCAUCUAGAACAUUUUCGACGAAGCUGUCGCCAUGGAAACGGUACCGGAACAGGUCUUUAUGUUCAGGAUGCAAUGCAAAGAGCUUUACAGCAAUCAUUCUCUCAUAGCAGUGAUAGUACUAAGAAACAAUACAGUGAUUUGUUUGCCCUGGCUGCUGAAGAUGAUACAAGCGGAGUUGGAAGACGUGGUGCAAGUGGUCGGGGUCGGAAGCCGCCAGCUAGCAAAAAAGAUUUUAACAGUUCGAAUAGUAAUAAUAAGAAAAAUAGCGAGCCAAUUAACAAUUAUUCUAGUGAUGAGGAAUCCAGCGAGGAUUGGACUAAACCGACUCCGAAACGUCGAAAAAAGGCAUUAAGUGACUCAGACUGACAACUACAAAUUGAAAAUAACGAGUGGGCGUGUGUUUACGUAAACUGUUGAUAUCUAAGUGAAAUUUCGGUUUCGUUAAAACAAUUUUUUUUUUAAAUUUGAUCAAGGAAAAGCACGAGGAAAAUAUUAUUUAAGAGUGACAGAUUUAACAUUAUUGUACUAAGAAAGGGAAGAAAAAACAAUUUAUUCUUUGGUGAGUCACCAACCAUUUUUUGUGUGUUAUAAAUAAUAAAAUAUCAGAGGAAAGUUA